Molecule: messenger RNA, 2805 nt
Organism: Danio rerio (zebrafish)
Lineage: Eukaryota; Metazoa; Chordata; Actinopteri; Cypriniformes; Danionidae
Source: RefSeq, a predicted model, not a curated record
UGUACAUUCACUGGCUGGUCGGCUGAGAGUGCUAUAGCAUAGAGCGGCGCUUCAGCACUGACAUCUUCCGUGCUAUAGGCGGAUAUAUAAGCCUCUCGGGUGAUGAUACACACUCUGCAGGGAGAGGAUUUUUUCGACGAGGAAAACAUUCUCUUUCAAAUCGUCACAUGGGGUCAAUCGCUUCCUGCAUCGCGACUGAACUGCUGUGCGCUUUUGUGCGUUUCGUUUCUGCCUCUUGACUCGUGUAGGUUUCUGUCGUUGCGAUUACCGUGCCGCUGAUGUCACAAAUUUUACAGCGAUGAUAAGCAAAGUUAAAAAUGCCAUGUCCUCGCUGGUGGGCGGAAUUAUCCCGCACGGACACCACCAUCAGCAGCAACACGGCUCGGCGCAGAACGGCGGAACGGACGGACUCCCGCCGCGCUUCCCCUACAGCAGACCCGAGUUUCUGGACCUGACACCGGAGCUGCUGCAGUACUCCACCGAGCACGCGUCCAGACCGGUCAUCACGCUCAAGAGGGACAGUAGGCUGCCCUGGAGGACGGGAUACGCCGAGGUGAUAAAUGCCGGGAAGAGCAUGCUGAAUGAAGACCAGGCAGCCUGCGAGGUGCUGUACGUGAGGAAGAUGAGCAGCAAACAACAGCGCUGCUCCAUGUUACUGGAGGAAAGCGGGGACACAACAGGAAUUCCCAUGCACUUUUGGGGAGUGUUUGAUGGUCACGCCGGCUCUGGUGCUGCUCUCAUGGCCUCCAAACUCCUCCAGAGGAUCAUUCGGGACCGGCUCUGUGACGUCGCUCAUCUCCUGGAAAACCACAACAGUCCUCCGCCGAUCUGCCUGGCCAAAAACGGGAGCCCGUUCCAGGCGGAGGGCAAGAAAGGAGCCUGUCUGGACGGAGAAGAGCAGGAUGCAGGGCUGCCGGACGAGCCGCGCUUCCACAUGGAGAAGGACAUCAGUGUGGAGAGUCUGGUCAUGGGCAUCAUAGAGACAGCGUUCAGACAGAUGGAUGACCUAAUAGAGAAGGAGAAAGAGUCUUACAGCAUCUCCGGUGGCUGUUGUGCCUUGGUUGCAAUCCACUUGAUGGGGAAACUCUACGUAGCAAAUGCUGGAGACAGCAGAGCCAUAAUUGUCCGCAACAGUGAGGUCAUCCCCAUGUCCACUGAAUUCACUCCAGAAAGCGAAAGACAGCGACUGCAGUACCUGGGCUUCCUCAAACCAGAGCUGCUUGGGAAUGAGUUUACACAUAUUGAAUUCCCCAGACGAAUCCAACACAAGGAACUCGGCAAGAAGAUGCUCUUCAGAGACCACACCAUGACUGGCUGGGCAUAUAAGACAAUUAUAGAAGACGACCUCAAGUUCCCGUUGAUUUAUGGGGAAGGGAAAAAGGCUCGUGUCAUGGCUACUAUUGGAGUGACGCGUGGUUUAGGAGAUCACGACCUGAAAGUGUACAACUCCAACAUUUAUAUCAAACCCUUCCUGUCCUGCUGUCCAGAAGUUAAGGUGUACAACAUCUCUGAGCACAAACACGGGUCUGAUGAUGUCCUGGUCAUGGGUAGUGAUGGACUGUGGGACGUUACAGCUGAUAGAGAUGUUGCUGACGCAGUAUCAACUUUCCUGUCCAGCCGUGAGCCCAAUGAUCCUUUAAGGUACACUCUAGCAGCACAAGACCUUCUGAUGCGCUCGCGGGGUGUGCUGAAGGAGCGAGGCUGGCGGCUGCCCAAUGAGAGACUCGGCUCAGGCGAUGACAUCACCGUGUUUGUCAUCCCAUUGGCCGGCCCAGAGUUAGAAACAUGACCAGGUCGGUCCGCCUUCACUGGACAAGCACACCAGGACACGUCCCUGGCUCCAUCCCAGAGAAAGGGCUAGGAAAAACCAAGAAAAAUACAUCUUCAAUCCGUCAGAAAACUCGGGACACGAGAGAGACUUUAAACGCAAACUUCCCCUCGUCCUCCUUACUUCUCCUCCGAGUAAAUAUCAUCAAGAUGUGAGGUGACAUUAUCAAAGUGCCAUUCCUCUCGCUCUCCAUCUCCUUUCUGAUUUGUCGAACGCAGCCUCUGCAAAGUCAGUACGGGACGGGAGGGAAACGUUUGAGUAUUCUUUAACAUCCGUGGGCCGUUUGAAUCUGAAUCUCAGUGUGGCACUGGAAUACUGCUUAAUAAAAAUAAAAUCAUAGCCCUGACGGCGAGGGAAAUAAAAACCGAAGCACUUUAUAUGUAGCAGAAUUCAUCGGAGCUGUAAUUUAAACCGCUAAUUAUAUUUCUGAACUGUUUUGUGAGGGACUGUCCAAAGAAGGUUUAAGGUUUUCUAUAGCAAAAUGCAAUCAGAAACAAUGAUGGGCAUUUGCUGUGAAUGCAAAGGGGUUUUAUUUGUUCUUUUCAGCUGUUUUGGUUUUAUGGAAGCAAUGCAAAUGCCGAUAUUCUUGGACUGUACAAUAUAUAAAACUACUCAUUUUUCUCUACAUCUCCAGGAAGACAGUUUUUCACUCUGAAUAAAAUGGGUUGGGUAAAGUUGAGUAAAAUAUGGACAAAUUGAGUGGCUGGAUUUUUACAUUUCAUUAAAAAGAAUAACCCGGCCAUUUAGUUUGUUCAUAUUUUACACAUCGUUUUGGAGUGUACAAAUAACCUAUAUUAUAUUUCCAAUUUGUUCUGACCGUUCAAGGAAUGUUUCCAUUGGUUUUCUUAACAACAGUAACAUGACAAGAUAAUCAUUUGCUGUGAAUGCAGUUUUUUUGUUUGUUAAUUUCAGCUGUUUUGGUUCUAUUGAAGCAAUGCAAAUGUCGAUAUUCUUGAAAUAUACAAUAUAUAAAACUA